ACUUCAUCACUCGCCGUGGCAAGGAGGACACACAGGGUCGUACCCCGUACUACAUGCACGCUACCCUCGCCUCCUACGCCCAGGAUCUCGCCAUGCCUGCCGCUGCACUCGAGCUCCUCCCGGACAAGGCGCACCAGUCGUCCAUGGCGCCGUCGCUCCACGGCUGGGACGCCGCCAAUGGCGCACCCACCCCCAUGCCCAGGAGGCUGGAAGGGAAGGUGGCCAUUGUCACCGGCGGCGCGCGGGGGAUCGGGGAGGCGAUUGUGAGGCUGUUCGUGAAGCACGGGGCGAAGGUGGUGAUCGCGGACAUCGACGAGGCGGCCGGGGAGGCGCUGGCGGCGGCGCUGGGCCCGCACGUCGGCUUCGUGCGGUGCGACGUGUCGGUGGAGGAGGACGUGGAGCGCGCCGUCGAGCGCGCCGUGGCGCGGUACGGGCGGCUGGACGUGCUGUGCAACAACGCCGGGGUGCUGGGCCGCCAGACGCGCGCCGCCAAGAGCAUACUGUCGUUCGACGCCGGCGAGUUCGACCGCGUGCUCCGCGUCAACGCGCUGGGCGCCGCGCUCGGCAUGAAGCACGCGGCGCUCGCCAUGACCCCGCGCCGCGCCGGCAGCAUCAUCUCCGUCGCCAGCGUCGCCGGCGUGCUCGGCGGGCUCGGCCCACACGCCUACACCGCCUCCAAGCACGCCAUCGUGGGGCUCACCAAGAACGCCGCCUGCGAGCUCGGCGCCCACGGCAUCCGCGUGAACUGCAUCUCCCCCUUCGGCGUCGCCACCCCGAUGCUCAUCAACGCCUGGCGCCAGGGCCACGACGCCUCCACCGCCGAUGACGCCGACGCCGACAUCGACCUCGACAUCGCCGUCCCCAGCGACGAGGAGGUGGAGAAGAUGGAGGAGGUGGUCAGGGGCCUCGCUACGCUCAAGGGCCCGACGCUGAGACCCAGGGACAUCGCCGAGGCGGCGCUCUUCCUUGCCAGCGACGACUCCAGAUACAUUUCCGGCCACAACCUCGUCGUCGACGGCGGCGUCACCACCUCCAGAAACCUAAUUGGCCUUUGACUCUUCUCCUCCCUAGACGAACGCGAUAGUUAGAACACAGCUAAAAAGAUUUGUCAAUGUGACGCAACGCAAGUGUACUCAGCUUCAUCUCAUUUUGUUAAUCUCUUGAUUCAAUGGGUUAGUUAAUUGGACU
Oryza brachyantha (malo sina) is the source of this 1188-nucleotide messenger RNA. RefSeq names its product sex determination protein tasselseed-2-like. The coding region runs from base 54 to 1055 and encodes 333 amino acids. The record is from RefSeq and is a predicted model, not a curated record. NCBI's taxonomy places the organism in Eukaryota, Viridiplantae, Streptophyta, Magnoliopsida, Poales, Poaceae. The transcript has 2 exons.